AUGUACAAGUAUACCCCCGCCCCGCCUUACGUCCACGCUCCCCCCACUGCCACCCCUCCAGCCCUCACCGCCCUCCCCAUUCAUCUCAUCCACCGCAUCCUCCUCCUCACCCUCGACCACCGAGCCACCCCGAGCCGUUUCUGGUCGGAUCCCGAGGAGGAACGAGUCCGGAGACUGUGGGCGCUCUUUCGUGGGCUCAGAGGUGUUUGUAGAGUGUUCUGGCUAGUGGCGACGUCGAUACUAAGGACACAUUACCUCGGCCCCUUCCUCAAACGCGUCAAACCGGGCUACUCGUCCGACCCAUUCCCCUUCGCAUCAUCCCAUCUAUCGGACCCCUCUCUCUCCUUCGACUCGAGCGCAGGCGCAGGGGGGAGUGUGUAUGCAGAGAGGGGGCGGGAGACGGCGGUGUUCGAUAGGUUCAUAGCGGUGACGGUUGGGGAGGAUUUGAGGAGGGUGGAGAGUGUGUUUUCGGAGGGGAGUGGGGCGGAGGUGGAAAUUAUGAAGAGGUUGCAGCCGGCGGCGAGGAUCGAAGACCUCUUAUCGACCCUGCCCCCGCACUUGAUAACACCCACCGACAUCCUCCCCUCCCCCAUCUCAUCCCCAUCCUCAUCCCUGGAACGCAAGCUUCCGCUACCGCAAGCACUGGUUAGUAUCUUCCUAACGCCGAAUUGGGUGCAGGUGUGGGUGGAUGCGCAGGUGGUGGGGGGUUUGGUGAGGAAGGGAGGGGGAGGGGGAGGGGGGAAGGAGAUGGUGCUUGAAGUGAGGACGGCGGGGACGGGGACGUUGGAGGGGAUUGUGGGCAGGGUCGGGGAGGGGUUGGAGGGGUUGAGGGUCGGGUUGGUCGGGUGGGGUGGGAGGGUUUGGUGA
This is a messenger RNA of Cryptococcus wingfieldii CBS 7118, 867 nucleotides long. RefSeq lists its product as hypothetical. Lineage: Eukaryota; Fungi; Basidiomycota; Tremellomycetes; Tremellales; Cryptococcaceae. The coding region runs from base 1 to 867 and encodes 288 amino acids. The transcript has 3 exons. The record is from RefSeq and is a predicted model, not a curated record.